Messenger RNA from Hemibagrus wyckioides, 1949 nucleotides. RefSeq lists its product as uncharacterized. The coding region runs from base 1 to 1413 and encodes 470 amino acids. The record is from RefSeq and is a predicted model, not a curated record. NCBI's taxonomy places the organism in Eukaryota, Metazoa, Chordata, Actinopteri, Siluriformes, Bagridae. The transcript is spliced from 9 exons.
AUGUACUUGAGAUCAGAGAUGUCUGAGAUUUCUGAUUACAUGAACUACAGUGAGAAAGGAGGAGAGCGUGUAGAAAUGGUGGUGGACAUCUACGACAGCGUGGACGCUGUUAAAGAUCAUAAACCUAAUGCAGAGACAGAAGCCGUGGAUGUAAAGAGCAUACAGAAUGAACCCACAGGAUGGAGAUUCUUCAACAAGAGCGUUUACAACAUUUCUACUGAAAAGAAGAGCUGGGCUGUGAGCAGACAGGACUGCAUAAAGAAAGGAGCAGAUCUGGUGAUCAUAAACAGCAAAGAGGAACAGGAGUUCAUCGAUAAAAGUUUUGGCGGUACUCAAGCUUGGAUUGGUCUGAAUGACAAAGUUACAGAGGGGGAAUUUAAAUGGGUAGAUGGUUCACCACUGACCACUAAGUUCUGGUGGGACGGAGAACCAAAUAAUUAUGAAAAUAAAAAGGACUGUGCUAUAACAGGCUUUGCAAAGGCUAACUCUAACAUCUCGUCCUGGGCAGAUUUUGCCUUAACCUGUGUCAUUAUAGUGUGCACACAGAAAGUGGAGGUUGCUGGAUGCAGAAAGAAGUACCGGACUUCAGUGUUUUAUCGAUCAGAGAUGUCUGAGCUAGCUUCUGAUUAUGUGAACUACACUGAGAGGAGAGGGCAGCACAUGGAGAAGAAGGUGGAAAUUACUACCAACAUAAAGAAAAGCACACAAACUGGACACACAGCAGGAGGCCCGGCAGGGGGCAGAUCUUUCAGACUGACUGCAGUGUGUGUGCUGCUGUUGCUGUAUGUUCUCCUGCUGAUUGCCGUCACAGUGCUGUGGGUUAAAUACAAUAACCUUAAUAGAGAAAAAGACCAGUUACAGAUCAGUAACAACAACCUGAAUAUAGAGAAAGACCAGUUACAGUCCAAUUUAAACCACAUGAAAAACGAGAAAAAACAGUUACAAUUUCAGAAAGACCAACUACUCUGGCACAGAGAUGAGUUACAGCAGGAAAGAUCAAUACUGCAGAUAGCGCUAUUAAAACUAGGAUGGAGAUUUUUCAGCCCGAGAAUAUACACCAUUUCUACUGAAAAGAAGAGCUGGGAGGAGAGCAGACAGGAUUGCAUAAAAAAAGAAGCUGAUCUGGUGAUCAUAAACAGCAGAGAGGAACAGGAGUUCAUCAGUAAAUAUUUCAAUGGUACUGAAGCUUGGAUUGGUCUAACUGACAGCGUCACAGAGGGGCAAUUUAAAUGGGUGGACGGUUCACAACUGACCACUAAGUUCUGGUGGGAAGGGGAGCCAAAUGAUUUUGGACAGAAAGAGGACUGUGUUAUAACAGGCUUUAAAAAUGCUAAAUCUAACAUCUCGUCCUGGGCAGAUUUUUCCUGUGACCGUGCUGUAGCUGGGAUUUGUGAAAUGAAACUAUUUAACUGAGCAGCUGGGAUUCAGUCACUGAAACAAAAAAAAAACUAUAUAAAGCUUGUGUCUGUGCUUUCUUUCCAUUUAUUCUCACAGUAGCAGCUAUCAGGUAGUUUACAUGAUUCUCUCUAACAUUCGUGCAUUUAAAAUAGGAUAAAACUUAAUUCUGUACUUAAAAUACAUCCUGCUUUGGAUUUAAGAAGAGUUUGAACAGGCCAUGCACUGAUGAAAAAGAGUGAGUCUGUGAGAAAAGUGCUUUUUAGUUAUUUACUUGAUUUAUAUAUAAAAUACUGCCAACUUCUCCAUUACUGUAACCGUGUCUCGUUUUUUUUUUGCUUGUUUUUUUUUAACCAGUGGUACAAAAUGUGUAGAAGAUCACAUGACCAUACUGACCACAUUUCAGGAAGACUUUAUGAUGUUUUACAAAGGAAAGUUUGUCUACAAUGAAUGAUUUGGUAUAAAGGAGAGCUGGAUAUCAGUGAACAGUGCAGCACUCAUUACUGGGUCAAAUCUCACUAAUUCAUUGCUGAGUUUCACUGAAUAAAGACAUC